This is a messenger RNA of Archocentrus centrarchus (flier cichlid), 1307 nucleotides long. It is a transcript of the gene hoxb8a, whose product is annotated as homeobox B8a. NCBI's taxonomy places the organism in Eukaryota, Metazoa, Chordata, Actinopteri, Cichliformes, Cichlidae. The transcript is spliced from 2 exons. Bases 468 to 1307 code for a protein of 279 amino acids. Gene Ontology annotation, biological process: regulation of transcription by RNA polymerase II. The record is from RefSeq and is a predicted model, not a curated record. Gene Ontology annotation, molecular function: DNA-binding transcription factor activity, RNA polymerase II-specific; RNA polymerase II transcription regulatory region sequence-specific DNA binding. Gene Ontology annotation, cellular component: nucleus.
UGCAGGGGAGUAAAUCACGGAAAAGCCGUUUGAGAGCGCGACAGGGCUUACAGCGCAAACACCGGAAUUGUGAUGCGCACGAGCCCUUCCUUAUCCUCUUCUUCUCUUUCCUCUUCUUUUUCUUCCUCUUCGCUGGAAAUUGUAUGGAAUCACUGUGAUUGUUGUUAUUGUUGUUGUGGUGGUGCUGGUUGUGCUUCACACUGUUCCGGCUCCCGUCACCGUUACUUACACCGCAUCCGGGUCGUCUGUUGUCGCCGUGAAGUGGAAAACACUAUAACAACGGUCACCGACACCGGCGGCGGACCUGCCUCCCUUCUCUCCGUCUCUCUGUGUGUGUGUCUGCCUCAAACCGUACCACAGAAGCAGCAGAAAAAAAGAAAACAGUUGCAAGCCACUGGUCUCUUCCUUCACCCUCACUCUGACUCUGCCGAGCCGAACACAAACUAAAACAGAAACCAACACAAAAGAUGAGUUCAUAUUUCGUCAACUCGCUCUUCUCCAAAUAUAAAAGCGGGGACUCGUUACGUCCGAACUACUACGAGUGCGGGUUCGCGCAAGACCUGGCUGGCAGCCGGCCCACGGUGGUGUACGGCCCGGGCUCCGGCGCCACCUUCCAGCACGCUCCGCAAAUCCAGGACUUCUACCACCACAGCGCCUCGACGCUGCCCAGCAACCCAUACCAGCAGAGCCCAUGCGCGGUCACAUGCCACGGUGAACCGGGCAACUUCUACGGAUACGACGCCUUGCAGCGACAGACGCUUUUCGGGGCCCAGGACGCGGAUCUGGUCCAGUACAGCGACUGUAAGCUGGGAGGAGCGCCGGGACUCAGCAGCGAGGACGCGGAGGGCACUGAGCAGAGUCCAUCGCCGACGCAGCUCUUCCCUUGGAUGAGGCCGCAAGUAGCUGCGGGCAGGAGGCGGGGUCGCCAAACCUACAGCCGCUACCAGACACUCGAGCUGGAGAAGGAGUUCCUGUUCAACCCCUACCUGACCCGGAAACGCCGUAUCGAGGUGUCGCACGCGCUGGCGCUGACCGAGCGGCAGGUGAAGAUCUGGUUCCAGAACAGGAGGAUGAAAUGGAAGAAGGAGAACAACAAGGACAAAUUUCCCAGCAGCAAGAGCGAGCAGGAGGCAGUGGAGAGGGAGAGGAGGGAGAAGGAGCUGCGGGACGGCGGCAGCGGCGGAGGUGGUGGUGGAGGAGGAGGAAGUGGAGAAGGAGGUGGUGGAGGAGGCUCAGUGGCUGGCACGGCGGGGUCACAGGCCUCUGUGAAUGAUGAUUGCUGCGAGAAAAGCCACAAGCAAAUGUAG